Molecule: messenger RNA, 2903 nt
Organism: Cololabis saira (Pacific saury)
Lineage: Eukaryota; Metazoa; Chordata; Actinopteri; Beloniformes; Belonidae
Product: heparan sulfate glucosamine 3-O-sulfotransferase 6-like
Exons: 2
Coding region: 319-1434 (371 amino acids)
Molecular function (GO): [heparan sulfate]-glucosamine 3-sulfotransferase activity
Source: RefSeq, a predicted model, not a curated record
AAGAGAAGGAGAGGACAUCCCAGAGCGCACAACUACAGGAGCUGCAUCUCUAAAGAGAAACGAGGCAUUUUAAAGACAACAUUUAAUCAGCCAGAAUUCUUAGAAUACAUAUUUAAGGAGGGACAAAGAUCAUGAGGAGCAGUUUUGACAAAUUCCCUGCGCUGUUGUGCUGAGAAAAGCUUUCCAAGUUAUUCCUCAUCUUUGCGCAACAGGUUUUGCUUCAUAUAUUUAGUUUAUAUUAACUCCGAUCCAUGUAGGAGGAAGAAGAAGCAUGGUGUCACCAUUUCGGCCCUUUGGCACCGAGCAGGAGAUCAACUCAUGGGAUGUAGCGGCUGCAGAGUCAGGUUCAACUCUGGGAAGGCGCUCUCCAGAGUCUCGCUGUUCCUUACCAUGGUCCUAAUCGUCACCUACUUCUUCUACUGCCUCACGGGAUUCUGUGAGUCGGUUCCGAGGACUUUAUACAGCCAGCAGGUUUCAGACGGGGACUAUGACGUUUCGGAAGAUCGCCGGCGCAUGCUGGAGGACGCGCGCCUUUCCCUCGACCGCAACCUGACGGAGGACGCGGAGCAGGUGGACGGGGAGGUGGAGGGGGGGCCCCGGCCCGGGGGGGCUUCCAGCAUCCCCGUGGACAACAACAUCCCCGUGGCCAACACGUUCGGGGCCAAGAGGCUCCCGCAGGCCAUUAUAAUCGGCGUGAAGAAAGGAGGAACCCGAGCCCUGCUGGAGUUUCUGCGCAUCCACCCGGACGUGAGGGCGUUUGGCGCAGAGCCGCACUUCUUCGACAGGUUUUACGCAAAGGGACUGGAGUGGUACAGGAACCUGAUGCCUCGGACACUGGACGGCCAGAUCACUAUGGAGAAGACACCGAGCUACUUUGUUACAAAGGAGGCCCCCAGCCGUGUCUGCACCAUGAACUGCCAAACCAAGCUAAUUGUGGUGGUCAGGGAUCCGGUAACACGGGCGGUGUCUGACUACACCCAGACGCUCUCCAAGAACCCAGACCUCCCGUCCUUUCAGAGCCUUGCCUUGAAGAACUCUUCCACGGGCCUGGUCGACACCACGUGGAGCGCCGUCCGCAUCGGCCUCUACGCGAAGCACCUAGAGAACUGGCUCCAGUAUUUCCCCCUGUCUCAUUUCCUGUUCGUUAGCGGUGAGCGGCUAGUGUCCGAUCCAGCUGGGGAGAUGGGUCGCGUUCAGGACUUUCUGGGUCUGAAAAGAGUAGUUUCAGACAAACACUUCUACUUCAACCAGACUAAAGGCUUUCCUUGCUUAAAGAAGCCAGAGGGGAGCAGCAGACCUCGCUGCCUUGGAAAAUCUAAGGGCAGACCUCAUCCCCAAAUCCCCUCUGAGGUACUACAGAGACUCCGAGACUUUUACAGGCCUUUCAACCAUCGUUUCUAUCAGAUGAGUGGACAAGACUUUGGCUGGGACUAACAGAAGAACUCUUAGUCAUAUGUCUUAUGCACCAUAUGUGUUGUAUUUAAGACAAAGACUUUUAAAUCCUUUCCCAGUACUGGAAGUGGUUUGUUUUCUCUUGUACUCACACAACUGCCUUCCAGUGGACACACCCAGAAACGAUGAAAGCACAGUGUUAUGGCAUUGCAUAAUCAAGCUAGUUUAUUAUUUAUCACUGGACAGUGGACGUCAGUCCCACACGGCAUGACUGACUGACAAUGAGCCGCUAUCUGUCUUGCAGGCAGGCAGAAGCAUUAAGCCUCGUUUUGUCAGGUGGCAUGAGACGCUACGGUUGAUAAACGAACGUGCUCAUUGGAAAUGAGGGCCUGUUCCAAGGUGUCAUGUUCCCAUCGACGCUGAUAGGAGCAAGCAUCAAUAAAAACCGAAACCACUAUGGGGUUGGAUUAAUGCAGAUUAAAUACUUUCCCCGAUUCACAAAAGACAGAUACUAUCAGGUUUUAGUGUACAAAGGGCUUUCAUUUCUGAUCAGUGGCUGUUUCCUCGGGGCUAACGUUCUCAGGGAGGGUAAGAGUUAAUUCUGCCUGUUGAAUAAUCGAGGCCUGCCUUCAGCAUUCAUGAACUGCCACAUUUUUGCUGAAAAUAGGAGCUGAAAUGCUGCUACUACACAAUCACAUGGUAGUGACUUUUUCUUGCCCUUUCAGUAUGUUCUACACGUUUUAAACGAGAUUUUAUCCUCUCGCUAUGUUUUGUUUUCUAUUUAUGGUUAAUAUUAAUAUAAAAUACUGCAGUUACAUUUUCUGUUUUAUGGAAGAAAUAUAUUUAUUACAUGACAAACAACACAUAAAACUGGAAAGUAACAGACAGGACAUUGAGGAUAAUGUCAUACCCCACAAGGCUUUGAUGCCUUAAUAUUUUUAUUGCAUUUACUCCAAUAGGAAUUUCUAAAACUAUGCAAUGUGUGUAAUGUUACAAAAGGCUUUCUGUAUAAUGCAGUUGGUACACUAACUGAUAUCCAAACUGAAGAUAAAAAAAUGCAUUCAUACACAUGAUGCAUUUGCAUGGAAAUAAAGAUGUGUUUUUCCUUCAAUGUUGCAUUUUAUUCGAUAUUUUAAUUGCGUUCAAUAACACCAACUCUACCAGCUGUAGUUCACUGCUCAUAAAUUCUUUUUAGAUCGGUGAUUCUUUUUUAAACUCUUUUUGAACCAAUACAGCAGUCUGUAUGAAAGCUGAUCUGACUCUGAAAAACUGUUAAGUAAAACUUUUUUUCUAAAAUGCAUGACUUCAUCUGUUUUCAUUUCAUGUGUUAAAGCAAAUUAUAAUGUGCUAUUGUCCUUCAUGUCUAAGCUGCCGUACAUAGAAUUUGAAGGUGCAGUUUGUCUGUGUGUUGGAAGUUCAGUGAAAAAUAAAAUAAAACAAUAUAUAUUCUUGGUCCCUCAUCCUAGUCAUGGCUCUGUAUCACAGUUAGAUACGCGCCGAUCCACUUUUGU